GAAUGUCUAUAUAGGCCAAAAGCCGCGUCCAGUCGACAGGCGGUCCACCAUGGCCUUUCUUUCCGCAAUACUGCCCAUAAUGGGGCUGACCCUUGUAAUGGCUUUGGAUGGGUCCGAGUGCCCUGGGGAAGGGAGAUUUUCUGAUGCCAGCACGUGUGGUGGCUUUAUCGAGUGCAUAGCUGACAAGACUGGUGGCUACAGUGUGAAAAGGGACCACUGCAAUGGAUAUGUCUACAAUGCUACAUCCAUGACUUGCUCACAAACACUGUGUGACUCGCGUCGGGAACGUAGCGUUACCAACGACUACCAUCCCUUGUCGCAAGUGUGUGAAAGCCAGCCUGACCGUUUCCUGUGUGCCAACUGCAAGACCUUGGUUCAUUGUGUAAUGGGGCAAGCCUUCGUUCGUCAAUGCAUUAAGGAUUUCUACUGUACAGAAAAGCCUGGCUUUGGAGGUGCUGUAUGCUACCCUGAUGAACCAGCUGCUUGUCUGUGUUUGAAUCCAAAUGAGUUUCGUGUGGAUCCCUACGACCCACAGAGGUUUUUCUCGUGUACAAAUCCUGGCUCCCAACCACAAAGCUACAAAUGUCCAGAUGGUAUGCAGUUUGAUGAGAACUCUGCCCAGUGUCUAAGCAAGAGUGGCUACCCACAAUGUGUAAAAUCUGGAACCUUUGCCAACACCCAAAACUGUGGGGAAUACUACUCUUGCACUUCCUUGAUGCAAGGCUGGGUGCAGAAGUUCUUCAUGUGCAGUGGAAACCAUUUGUUCAACGAGAGAACCAAGAAAUGUGAAGAUCCUUGCAGCUUGAAAUUUGUGUGCCAACGAGAGGGAAGAUUUCCAGACCCUCUCAACAUGCAGCAUUACUUCGAAUGCUUCAUGGAAUCUGGCAAAAUGGUAAAGCAGCGUUACCAGUGUCCCAGUGGUUACAUGUGGUCUGAGGAAAGCUUUGGAACAGGGAAAUGUGUGGAGGCAACAGAUGAGUACUUGGGUUAUCCAUUUGCUCACUGCGACAUACCUGAUGACCUCUGUCCAGAAACUGAUCCAUGUCUUCAGAAUCCUUGCUACAGUGGAGUUGCUUGCACUUUCACAAGUGUAGCACCUUUCUACACCUGUGGUGCAUGUCCUGCAGGAUUCACUGGUGAUGGAGAAACGUGUGAUGCUCUACAGUGCCCUGUUGGAUUUGCUGGUAUUGGUGGCGACUGUGCCCCUGACUCUGACCUCGACGGCUUCCCAGACACUGAACUAGGAUGUUCGAGCAAAUACUGCCGUAAGGAUAACUGCGUCAAUAGGCCUAAUUCGGGGCAAGAUGAUGCUGAUGGGGAUGGACUUGGUGAUGCUUGUGAUGCCGAUGCUGAUGGAGAUGGAUUGAACAGUAAAUCGGACAACUGUCCUCUGACCCCCAACUCUAAGCAAGAAGAUGCAGACUCUGAUGGACGAGGUGACGUCUGUGACAACUGCCCUGCUAUGUCCAACCCAAGCCAGAGGGAUAUUGAUGGGGACCAAAUUGGAGAUGACUGUGACGAUGAUAUCGACAAUGAUGGAUCCCUGAAUGCAGCUGACAACUGUCCCUUGAUGGCCAAUAGUAACCAGGCAGAUGCUGAUGGUGACGGCCUUGGAGAUGUAUGUGACAACUGUCCCCUAAAUCCUAAUCCUGGACAGGAAGAUGUUGAUGAAGAUCUUCUGGGAGAUGCAUGUGAUGACAAUAUUGACUUGGAUGGUGAUGGUGUGGAGGACAGUGCAGACAACUGCCCAUCUGUAGCCAACAGUAACCAGCAGGAUGUAGACGGUGAUGGCGAUGGUGAUCUAUGUGAUUUAGACAGUGACAAUGAUGGCGUUAAUGACCCUAGUGACAACUGCUUCCUUCUACCUAAUCCGGGCCAAGAAGAUGCUAAUGGUGACGGCCGUGGUGAUGCUUGCAGCACCGACUUCGAUGGUGACAGAAUAACUGAUGCAAAUGACAAUUGCAUAAAGAACCCCAAUGUAUAUGCUACAGACUUUAGGCAGCUCCAAAUGAUAGCUUUAGAACCACAAAGUGCAAGUGACCCUCCAGUAUGGGUAGUCUACGACAAUGGUGCUGAGAUUCAUCAGAUCGUAAAUUCUGAUCCAGGUCUAGCCAUAGGCAAUGACGUCAUGAAUGAUGUAGACUUUGAGGGAACUUUCUUCAUUGAAGAUACCAGUGAUGAUGACUUUGUUGGCUUCGUAUUUGGCUACCAAAGCAAUGCCAAGUUUUAUGUUGUGGCAUGGAAGAAGGGACCACAGGACUGGUUUAACAAGGCUGAGAGGGGCAUUACCUUGAAGCUGGUGGACUCUGCUACAGGCCCUGGCCCAGCACUUCGGGAUGCUCUGUGGCUAACUGGUACCACACCAAAUCAGGCAACCUUGCUCUGGCAUGACGGCAGCAUUGGCUGGUCCCCAAAUGUGGCCUACCGCUGGCAACUUCACCACCGUCCUGAUAUUGGCACCAUCAGGUUCUAUUUGUACCGGGGUAAUAAUGAAGUCAUGGACUCUGGCAACAUUUAUGAUGACUCCCUGAAAGGAGGAAGACUAGGACUGUACUGUUUCUCGCAAGAGGAGAUUAUUUGGUCUAAUGUGAAGUAUACUUGUGAAGAUGGCGUCCCCCAAGAAAUGUUCGAUGACCUACCACAAAACCUUAAGGAUCAGGUGCUAAAUACUACAGGUAUUAGCACAAGAAGUCUCUUUACCAUUGGUGGGAUGGGGGCUCAGGAUAGAUCUCUAUUUCAGGAACCUGAAGGAGAGAAUGGAAAUCGUGCAUCAAAUGGCAAACCCAGAAUGAAUUGGGUCCAGAAGCCUUGCAAUUAAUUUUAGUUUACAAAUUGUGGGAAGAAAUUAAUAAAUUUAAUUUUAAUAU
Messenger RNA from Penaeus vannamei (Pacific white shrimp), 2867 nucleotides. Its product is annotated as cartilage oligomeric matrix protein. The record is from RefSeq and is a predicted model, not a curated record. Lineage: Eukaryota; Metazoa; Arthropoda; Malacostraca; Decapoda; Penaeidae. Gene Ontology annotation, molecular function: calcium ion binding; chitin binding. Gene Ontology annotation, cellular component: extracellular region. Gene Ontology annotation, biological process: cell adhesion.